UGUCAUUGUCAUUUAUUUUACAAUUUUGUACAAGUUUAUUUUUACAUGUUUUUCCCUAGCCAAUGGGCCAAGAUGACAAUAUCCAUGCGGCGCUCUCGCACGUUGUGCUCUGCUGCGUUUCAGGACCGGGUCUGGGUCUCGUGCACAUCAGGAAUUAUACGCACCCGGGCAUGCACACAAACCUACUGAUACAUGGCAUCAUUGGGUUCCUGCACUAUCACGGAGGCUUCGGUGACGUCGCCAAAGCCUACAAGAUCAGCCUAGCCGCAUCGCGCUACCUUCCGAUCCCCUGUCUAAUGGCCGACCUGACCCGCGGUGAUGACGUGCGCUCAAUGUUGCAUCUCCUCUCCGGCCUGGUCCCUUUCAUCAUCGCAGCCACCGGCACUGAGGACAGACACUUUGGAGACCUCUUGAUCUUAAUUAACAUUAUAUGUCUAUGCAUCUAUGCGCAUGAGAAGCGUGUCAGCUGGGGCUGGUAUACAGCGGGCGCGGCUGUCUUUACUUACUUAGCUGCGCCGGUGAUCGCGGGGUUCGGGCCGAAGGUGAUAUACCCUCUAGGGUUGGCGCUGAUGGAUUAUUGCGGGUACAGAGUGCAUGGCGUCGCUAGGGCUGCGUCGUCUUCGCCUCCUCCUCCUCGGUAAUAAAAUGUGACUGUA
Molecule: messenger RNA, 656 nt
Organism: Leguminivora glycinivorella
Lineage: Eukaryota; Metazoa; Arthropoda; Insecta; Lepidoptera; Tortricidae
Exons: 2
Coding region: 63-641 (192 amino acids)
Source: RefSeq, a predicted model, not a curated record